GGCGGUAAUGCAACAACGCGGGGGUGAAAGAAACACCGUUUGAACCAAAGAAGAAGAGGACUGUGCGUUGUGUAUUUCCGGUGAUCGAAAAUGGCUCAAGGUUCGCAGAAGUUUAAAGCUAAGCGGCCAGGAGCCUCCAAGAAACACCAAACAAACAAACAGAAAGGACCGAAGAAAGGAGGGAGGACCAUUGCGCCUAAGAAGGCUCAAGUGGUUGAGCAGCAGAAGCUGAAGAAGGGUCUAGAGGUUGCGAUCAGGAACAAGAUUGAGCAGGAGGUGACCCAGAAGGCGAGCUUAUCCCUCCACAAACCACUGAGUGUGGUUAAAGGGGCUGAACGUAAAGGCAACCCAGGAGCAGCCCGUCCAGAAACCAGCUCCAAAUAGGACCUGAUACACAGCUGCACACCUACAGAGCUUAGGCUGAAUGUGCUAAACCUAAGGACUUAGUCAUGGGUCCAGUGACCCACUUUGACCUGAUAUGACCCAGAUUUAAGAUGCACGCCAGCUCUCCUAUUAUUUUUAAUUCCUGAAUGUCUCAGUUGCCUUCAGGUAUACGGAAAUCGUCAGUCAUUCUUGUACAGAUGUCAAUUAAUAAUUUUUCAGUUUACCAAAAAUGAUAUAAAAUAAGAGAACAGUCACUCUGGAUAUGAUUUGCGCCCCUGGCUGCUUGCCAUCGUGUUUGAUGUGGUAUUUGAUUAAAUACAGGGGCCUUACAUGGUGAACACGUA
Messenger RNA from Micropterus dolomieu (smallmouth bass), 728 nucleotides. It is a transcript of the gene lg04h19orf53, whose product is annotated as linkage group 04 C19orf53 homolog. The record is from RefSeq and is a predicted model, not a curated record. The transcript is spliced from 3 exons. Bases 91 to 384 code for a protein of 97 amino acids. Lineage: Eukaryota; Metazoa; Chordata; Actinopteri; Centrarchiformes; Centrarchidae.